This is a messenger RNA of Cyprinodon tularosa, 1625 nucleotides long. RefSeq names its product nuclear factor 7, brain-like. NCBI's taxonomy places the organism in Eukaryota, Metazoa, Chordata, Actinopteri, Cyprinodontiformes, Cyprinodontidae. Bases 42 to 1562 code for a protein of 506 amino acids. The transcript has a single exon. Gene Ontology annotation, molecular function: zinc ion binding; protein binding. The record is from RefSeq and is a predicted model, not a curated record.
AAGAAACUUUCCCCUGUGUUUCUGAAAGCCCUCUCUGGAAAAUGGCGGAAAGCACGGCAGUCCUUAAACAUUUCCUGAGCUGCUAUGUUUGUUCAGAGACUUUCAGAGAUCCUGUGUCUCUGAGCUGCAACCACAGCUUCUGUUCAAGCUGCCUGAAGGAAUUCUGGGAACAGGCUGGAAACAAAAACUGUCCCAUCUGUAAAAGAAGAUCUUCCAAGGAAUUCAUAGAUGUAAAUUUUUCCCUGAAGGAAGUGACUGACUCAUUUGCAGGAAGACAAAAAUCUGGAUCAUCGAAAAAAGGUGAGGAACAGUUGAUGGUGGUCGGCAGUAAACAACAAGAACACCCUAAACUAUUCUGUGAAGACAAUCAGAGCGAAAAGGGGGAAAGCACGAGCAGAGAAAAACAAGCUAAGAUAGGGUCCUGCAGUAAACACCAAGACGUUCCUCACUUGUUCUGUAAAGACGAUCAGAGAGCAGUUUGUCCUGUCUGUGAGUUUUCUCUUCACCAGAAUCACAAAGUGGUUCCUCUAGAACAAGCAGUCAGUGAUCUGAAGGAGCAGCUGAAAUCUGACUUAAAGCCUCUGCAGGAAAAGAAGGACAAAUGCAAACAAGUGAAGAAAACAUAUGACGAUAUGUUUCAACACUCCAAGGAGCAGCUGUUUUCCACAGAGAGGCAGAUCAGAGCAGAGUUCACAAAGCUGCACCAGUUCCUGAAAGAGGAAGAGGAGUCCAGACUGGCAGCUUUGAGGGAGGAAGAGGAGCAAAAGAGGAAAACUAUCAGCAUAGAGAAGAAGAGGAUUCAGGAGCAGAUCUCCUCUCUGUCAGACAGUAUCUCUGCUGUUGAAGAAGACCUGCAGAAAAACAACAUGUUGUUCCUUAGCAGCUAUAAAGCCACUCAGAGCAGAGUCAGAGCCCAGAGCUCACUGUCAGAUCCACAGCUGCUCUCAGGAGCUCUGAUAGAUGUGGCCAAACAUCUGGGCAACCUGUCCUUCAGAGUCUGGGAGAAGAUGAAGGAGAAGGUCCAGUUCUAUCCAGUCAUUCUGGACCCAAACACUGCAUACCCUGGGCUUCAUUUGUCCGUGGAUCUGACCACUAUGAGACGUGGAGAAACAAAGCAGCAGCUUCCUGAUAAUCCAGAGAGAAACACCAACACUGGAACCGUGUUUGGUUCUGAGGGCUUUAGCUCAGGGAGGCACAGCUGGGAGGUGGAGGUGGGAGACCAUCCUGACUGGACUCUGGGUGUAGUUAAAGAGUCAGCUGAGAGGAAGGGUGCAAGAUGUGCUUCACCAAAACAUGGGAUCUGGAGUUUAUGGCACGGUCUUGGAAUAUAUACGGAUACUUUAGGAACGGUUAUCUCAGUGAAGAAGAGUCUUCACAGGAUCAAAGUCCAGCUGGACUAUGACAGAGGGGAGGUGUCCUUCUAUAACCCUGAAGACAUGACUCACAUCUACACUCACAGAGACACUUUCACUGAGAAGCUCUUCCCAUAUUUUGGUAUUAGACGAUCUGGUAGUGCUAAAACAUCUGAUGUCAAAAUAUUUUAUAGAAACAUUGCUCUUUAAGGUUUGGGGACUUUCAUCGCCAUGUGUGAGAUCACUUCUACUUCACCUAAUAUUGCCUCUACA